UUUAUUUACAAAAUUUACAUAAAAAGUAUAAGCUAACAAUAAUUAUAGAUGCAAAGAUUCAACAAAACAUGUGAAAAAUCUGGUAAAAAAAAUGGCAUAAUGAAAGACUCAACAUUUUCACACAAAACAUCUGUGACUAACGGAUCGAGAAAGAAAAUAAGAACCAGCAUCCUGUAUAUUUAAAAGUAUGAGCGAAUCCAAACAACUUUUGUUUUCUUGAUAUUUUUUAUAGGUUCUGAAGUUCUAAGAUGCCAUCUCAUAAUAAACAGGCCACCCGAUAGAAUAGCUCGUGAAUUAUUACCCUGUAGAUAUACAAAAUUAGUUUCUAAAAGCUCCACUCUUCCGCACUCUUCAAUGAUUUAUUGACACUCGAAGGAUGCAUGUCCGUGCAGUAAAAAACUUUGGAUUGGGAUUUACCACCCAGACCGGUAGAUAACUUUUAACUUUGCAGAAAUACUCAACGCAUCUAUCUAAAUUGAAACAAGGUUUUGCCGUACCUUUUUAACCAAAAGCUUUGAAUAUGAAAUUCUAACCAAAAUCAUUUCUGAGUUGUGACAAAGUUAUUUGAUUUCAUUUCUUCUUUUAAGCGAAUGUAAUGGUUUUUAUCAUUAGCUUUGACGUCGACGAAUACCAACUAAUUCGCAAUUUUCCAAUUAAAAUAAGAAUUAAUGGUCUGAAAACUUGCUGCUUUAGAAUAUGAUUAGUGCUGAAGUUUUCCAUAUUACGCAGCGAGAAAUAAUUUCUUGGCACUGCUAAUGUGGUGAUGAACACAGCAGUGCACAAAAAAACCUUUUGGCCAGUCAAGUUUUUAAUUUUAUGCAGUAUCCCCAUCUACCUACAUGACAUUAUCACCUUUGCUAAAUUCAGGAAGCUUAAACAAAUUUAUUACAAAAAAAAAUACAAAUUGAAUAAUUUCUGUCACAUAAUUAUUUCAAGCAGUUAAACGAUGAAACUCGGUACCCCAGGCAACCCAUUAUACAUGUAGUUCCGCCUAUACGAAUAUUUGAAUUACCAUUACACCAUCAAACGUAGGUUUUCCACAAAGGAAAAAGCAAUAAAUUAUAGAUUCCUUAUUCAAGCAACAAGAGCGCAGUAAAUUCUCCGCAGGUAUAUGUGCAACAAGUAGAAGAGUAAAGCUUAGGUAAAAAGAUAUUGAGAAGUAUUAUAACACCGAAUACAGCUAAUGUUUGAAGGGCGGAGGCGAUUAUAUUUAGAUAAGAUAACAGCGUCAAAGGAAACGCGAUUAUAUAUUUGUUGCUAAUAUCGCUAUGGUGAAAGAUAGGUUAGGUGACCUACUAAAGGCGCGUGAUCGAAAAGAUGGUGCUGCUGAGGUACAAGUCGAACUCGCCGAACUCAAGGAUGAGUCGUCGUCGAAAAGCAACGAUAUACGAGGUACGUUCGAACGAACUGAAGUUUUGAAACAAUGGAUCGAAAGCGUCGAAGAGAAUAUUUCGGCCAUUAAACAAUACAUUACUAGACUGGAUAAUCUCAAUUUUAAUCAAAAAGACGUGAACACUAAAAUAGAGUCACUUUUUCAAAACAACACCAGCAUCUCCCAACAGAUUACGACGAAGCUGAAGGAAUUUGACGAAGAUUUAAAACUAACAAACGGAUCUUCAGCCGAAGGAAGGAUAAAAACCAUUCAGUAUAACACCCUAAAAACUAGGUUCCAACAAACUUUCAAUCAAAACACCGUUGAACUAGAAAACUUCAGGAAUGUAAAAAAAGCACAAUUGGACGCUCAGCUCAGAGCGAAAGGGGUCAAAGUUACUGAAGAAGAACUGGUAUUCUUGCUGGAAGAAAAAGCCGAUAUCCAAGUUUUUACCGACAAUAUUUUAGCGGAAACGGCUGAAACGAAACGCAUUCUCCAAGAUUUGGAAGAGAGGCACCAGCAAUUACUCAAAAUUGAAAGGAUGCUAGUGGACGUUAGAGACCUGUUUAUACAAAUGUCGAUUCUCGUAGAUCAUCAACAAGGGCUAGUAGAUCGAAUCGAAUAUCAGGCGCAAGCCGCCCAAGACUUUGUACAACAAGGACGGAAAGAAAUGGCACAAGCAGAAAAGAAAAAGAUUAAAUACUUGAAGAGCAAGAUUAUAUUGAUAGUGGUAGCAGCAGUAUUAACCAUAAUAAUAUUGAUACUUUUGUUUAAAUAAACGGAUACUCUUGGUAUUCAGU
Cylas formicarius (sweet potato weevil) is the source of this 2172-nucleotide messenger RNA. Its product is annotated as syntaxin-1A-like. The record is from RefSeq and is a predicted model, not a curated record. The transcript is spliced from 7 exons. Gene Ontology annotation, molecular function: SNARE binding; SNAP receptor activity. Bases 1269 to 2150 code for a protein of 293 amino acids. Gene Ontology annotation, cellular component: plasma membrane; SNARE complex; endomembrane system. Gene Ontology annotation, biological process: exocytosis; synaptic vesicle fusion to presynaptic active zone membrane; intracellular protein transport. NCBI's taxonomy places the organism in Eukaryota, Metazoa, Arthropoda, Insecta, Coleoptera, Brentidae.